AUGGUACUACCGACCUCUAUGCCAUAACAAGUGAUCCUUGACUAGGUCAUGUUUCCGCAACGCAAUAGUGUUGGUAAAGAUAGCCCUUUACACAUUGUAAGUCUGUCCAACCGAAUGUGAUGUGGCGAGACCAGCCGUGUCUUCAGACACAAGAUACAAAGAGAACAUGUCUAUUGAAAACAUAGUGGAAUGCUAAAAUAAGAAUCAAAUAAGAAACCUGUGUUACAAGCGGCCAACAUUACACAGUAGAACACAAAACGUACACGAAGUGAGACUCAGUUCUAGGAUUUAAAUAAAAAAGCAAAACUAGGAGCUCCUUUAGAGGAACCAUACUAAAACAAACUAGCAUUGGAAUCUUCGAGUAUAAAACAUUUCAAAAGUUUUGCUCUUCUAUACAACGUUUUAGCAAGUCUGAAUCAUUGUUCCUAACUUGGACAAUGGAUGCAUCUAUUGCACAGGUAAUAUACUUGUCAUUUGCUAGUUUGACACUCAUGUGUUUAUCAACGACUGAGUCAACAAUUGAGUCAACCAGUCUAAAAUCAGCUAAUACAACACUCCUACAGCCAGACAAUACAACCUAUGGAGACAAGAAUGCUUUUCAAUCUUUGACUAAUAUUGUUGGCAAUAAUAUAACGAGUUUUUCUUCAAGAAAUGAGAGUAACAAUAUAAUCAACGAAGAGCUAGAGAAGCUAGAACACUCAGGUUAUCUCUUUUUUCCACACAUAUAUCGUGCAUUUAUUCGUGCAGGAAAAAGUCCCGAGGAUUUUAACAUUAGCGCUGCAUGCUCGCACAAUCUGGCCAACUAUUACAAGGGACUGUAUCUUAAGAAAGCUUGGGCAUGGAACAUGUAUGAUGCAACGGGGAAACAAAGAGCAGGUAUUCUAACUGGUGCGCUGACGUGGGCAGGAAAUUAUCAACAAUGUUUAGAUUCAUUGGGCUAUCGAAAUAACAUUAAAGAAUUUCAAGUUGGAUCUGAAAUUUCUGCUCAGUACUGCUCAAUCUAUAUCUCAACACCUUCAUGGGUCAAAGAAUUGGUGGACUCACUGGGUUUGCCUUUUCCUCCACCUCACCCCCCAUUCAUUGCUGAUGUUUGCACUGUUAUAGGAUGUACUGAACUAGAUAUAUUCAAUAUAGCUCAAACGUUUUUAAAUCAGGAAUCAUGGCUUGGAAACUACACUGUAGCGCUAGUCAAAUGUCAAGGUCAACUACAUAUACGAGACAAUGCAGGUGCUAUCAUUACUUUGUGUAUUGCCUCCCUUCUCUUACUGCUUGUUCUCUCGGGCACUGUGUAUGAGCUUUACUUACGUUCAAGAAGGCAUGGAGUCAAAUCCAGUCGAGAUAUAGCCAUUGGUAUAGAGGCUGGCCUAGAAUCUGUCAAUCUAUCUACUCAAACGUCUCAUGUUGAAGACGAUGGACAUAAAGUUACUAGCUACAGAAAUCCUGCAUUCGUUAAUGACGAAACUGAAGAACUCCAUAACCGCAAUGAGAUCGGCAAUGAGCAAAGUCAGAGCAAUUACGUUGCACGGUUCAGCCCUUCAAAGGGUGUGCAGUUCAGUUCCGAGGUGAAAACUGGUCUUUCAGAAAUACCAGAAAAAACAGACUCUUUAGAUAAGACACUACUAGUGAAUGAGAUCAAUGCCAACUGCAUAUCAGAACACGUUCAAGAUGAACUGCCUAAUGAUCAUUCAGUUGGUGAGCAGAGUCAUGAUACAUCUAUGGUCGAUCAUUGCAGCGAGAGACGAGUUUCACGAAGACUUAGUGAAAUAAUGCAUAAAUCUGCAGCGAAAAUAAAACAAAGUUUUAAAAUUAAAACUGUCAACACCGACUUACCACGCAUGCAAAAAAGACAUUUGAAAACUCAGCUUUCAAUUGCUGACCCAGACAAAAACAAUCGCAGCGCAGUCUUUCUACUGGAACGAUGUUUAGUGUGCUUCUCCUUAAGACGAAACUUGACCAAUGUUUUGGGAAAAGGUCAUCUGGACACACUCUUUUGUAUUAAUGGGAUUAGAGUUAUGUCAAUCGGUUGGAUUGUACUUGGAUCAUAUUACAGUGCCUUUUAUUCCAACCCUUCCUAUGUAGAUAAUCAUCUGGAUGCAGUUAAACUUACUCAAUCUUUCUGGAUUCAAGCUAUGAUCAAUACAACAUUCGCUGCGGAUACUUUUUUUGUAUUAAGUGGAACUCUGUAUGCAUUCAACUUUAUGAAACAGAAACAUAAGCAAAGCUCCAAGAAAUUUUAUCAGAUUUUGUCUGUAAAAGAAUACUUUCUGACAGUGAUUCACAGAUUGGCAAGGAUAGUUCCUUGUUAUUAUUUCAUAUUAAUGAUCUACACAAACUUAGGACCUAGUCUAACUGCUGGGUCAGAGUUCAGAAGUGGAUUAAAACCUAAUACACAAUGUUCCGACCAUUGGUGGGCUAAUGUUUUAUUUAUUAGCAACUUUUACAUGUCUGACAAAAUGUGUAUGCCUUGGACUUAUUACCUCGUCAAUGACUUCCAAUUCGCUUUGCUUUCUCCUUUGGUGGUCAUUCCAAUGUUAUGUACUCCACUCAUUGGUUUCGGUAUUGUGGUGUUAUUAAUGGCCGUUCAUAUUGUAUCAGUUAUGGUUCUCAAUGUUGGAAUUAAUGGCAGCGUCAUGAGAAUGGGAAACACUGACUACUUUUCCAAAAUCUACAUAAAACCAUAUUGUCGAGUAGCUCCUUACGUUAUUGGUUUAGCUCUUGGAUAUUUGUUGUUUACAACAGAAAGAAAAACACGUUUAAGAAAGGUUCCUCUGUUUAUUGGAUGGUUUGUGUGUAUAGCUGUGGUUGCAAUACUUCCAUAUAUAACCUAUUCUGAAAAUAAAGAAAAUGGAAGUAAAUGGUCAGAUGUUGAACGAUCAUUGUUUGAGGCUCUGUCAAGACCAAGCUGGGCACUUUGUGUUGCUUGGAUCAUUUUUGCUUGCUGUAAUGGACAGGGAGGUUUCAUUUCAAAACUUUUAUCUUGGAAUUUCUUCAUACCACUAUGUCGAAUCACUUAUGGAGUCUAUCUUAUUCAUCCGAUUUUCAUUGAAAUUAUAUUGACAUCCAGCCACUACAAUUUUUUUAUAUCAUUUGGAGAGGUGACCUACGGAUACAUUUCAGUCAUGGUUUCAUGCUGGUGCCUGGCCUUAUUUUUUAUGGCCACCGUGGAACAACCUUUUAUUGGGAUAGAGUCUUUAAUAACACCCUUUAUUUUUGGAAAACAAAAAAAAUAAUUUGUGGCACUUAAACGAGCUUCAUGUAGAAAAAUCUUUUCAAAAUUUGACUAUAAAAAUGUAAACAUUCAAUUUGUAUA
Messenger RNA from Biomphalaria glabrata, 3310 nucleotides. RefSeq lists its product as uncharacterized. The transcript has 17 exons. Lineage: Eukaryota; Metazoa; Mollusca; Gastropoda; Planorbidae. Bases 438 to 3230 code for a protein of 930 amino acids. Gene Ontology annotation, molecular function: acyltransferase activity, transferring groups other than amino-acyl groups. The record is from RefSeq and is a predicted model, not a curated record.